AAUGCAACGAUAUUAUUUUAGGUAGUCCCCCUCCAAAUAAACUCCAAGAUGUUGUUAGUAUCCGCCGAGACGCUGGUGGCAGCGGUCUUUGUGGUCGACGCGGCCGACGAAGCGAUGUUUUUGAGCUCGUUUAAUGCGUUCGAAGAAGAUUUCGGCUUCUCUCCCAUGAGAUUAGGCAUACUGGCCAUGUGCCAACAAUUAUCCAAAGCUGUUUCUGGGCAUGUGUGGGCCGCUCUAUUACCGUACUUUGGGUGUCGUGAUCUUCUCUUGUCGGCGUGCUUUUUCUGGAGUAUAACGACCGCGGUAACGCCGUC
Messenger RNA from Amoebophrya sp. A25, 314 nucleotides. NCBI's taxonomy places the organism in Eukaryota, Dinophyceae, Syndiniales, Amoebophryaceae. The record is from the annotation of a GenBank genome assembly.